Molecule: messenger RNA, 1642 nt
Organism: Anopheles arabiensis
Lineage: Eukaryota; Metazoa; Arthropoda; Insecta; Diptera; Culicidae
Exons: 4
Coding region: 211-690 (159 amino acids)
Source: RefSeq, a predicted model, not a curated record
UUCGAGCCAUGCUACCAACACAUCAAAAGCUUGUUGUUUUUCGCUUUCUUUCAUGCACUUAUCGUAUCGUUUGGGAGCCCAGCUACGCUAGUUUGGUUUGCUGUCAUAUUGCGCUUGUCAUUUAUGAUUGAUUUGUGUUUAUACUUGAGCGAUUGAUUGGUUUGUGCUUUGCUCCAUAAGUUUUAUUGUUUAUUUUAGAACAAAGAUAAAAUGGAUCAAACUCAACUUCUACCAGCUAUUGCUUCUGAAGUGGCUACUUUAAUGAUGCUUCUUAUUGAAGAGGAGGAAGAAGAAAAUCAACAGGAAAUCGAAAGGCGCUGCUGGAUGACCGAUCUCUUCCUGGAGCGGGAAAGUGUGUGGAGCCGGUUGUUUCGGGCAAUUGACGGAGAAGGACCAAAUGACCAGCUCAAUAGCUUUCUAAGGGUGAAUAAGGAAGAAUUUUACUAUUUGCUCUUACGGAUUGGUCCUAAAAUGACCAGGGAAGACAUGACGAUGAGGGUAUCGAUAUCUGCCAAACAGCGGUUGUGCAUCGGCCUGCGCUUUUCAGCCUCUGGAGAUUCAUAUAAAUCGCUUUCUUUUUUGUUCAGGGUUUCUUGCUCAUCCGUAUCCCAAAUCGUUCGUGAAGUUUGCACGCUUUUAAUCGAUGAAUUGAAGGAGUAUGUUAAGUUACCGUCUAAUGCUACCGUCUAAGAUCUCAAAAGUCUUUGAAGAAAAAUGGAAUUUCCCCACGUAAUAGGGUCCAUUGAUGGAAAACAUGUGACGUUAAAACAGCCUGAAAAUACUGGAAGCCAAUUUUUCAACUACAAACAAAACUUUAGCAUCGUGCUGUUGGGUAUAGUGGACGCAAAUUGAAACUUUAUUUUUGCUGAUGUCGGUUGUCAAGGGCGUAUCUCAGAUGGAGGUGUCUUAGCAAACAGUGCUAUAUAUGAAAGGCUGGAACGACGGGAGUUAAAUAUACCUGUUCCUGAAAUUUUGCAAAUUCCCUACAACAUCGAGGUGCCAUAUUUCUUUUUGGGUGAUCAAGCCUUUGCAUUUAAAGAAUAUUGCCUUCGACCUUUCAGCGGAAUGCAUGCAGCAAACUCAAUUGAACGUUUGUUCAAUUACAGGCAUUCACGCGCUCGUCGAACAGUUGAAAACGAUUUUGGUAUUGAUGCAAAGGUGUGGAGAGUUUUGGCAAAACCUAUGGAAUUGGAACCAGAUGUAGCGGAAAAAGUUGUCCUUGCAACAAUACAUCUGCACAAUUUCAAACGCAGACAUCUACUUUGGAACUAUAAUUCAACAUUUCUUGCACGCUCUAGAAAUACGGCAUCUACAUCUGAAGAAUCUAACGUUGAAUCCACUAUUUCAAUGUUACCUCUUCGACAUGUUGCUUUGAGACCGACUAGAGUGUUGCAAAACAUGCGAUUGCACUUGGCGCGGCAUUUGAAAUUAAACGAUCCACUUCCGUUUUUUCUACCACAGCCUCGUAGAAUAAUUUAAUGUAAAAUUCAACCGGCAACCAUUACCAUUCUACAUACACACUUUUUUACUUACACUAUUAAGCGUUCGACGCGGAACAACUGUGUCGUGCAGAAACGACAUGGCUUCGUAGCUGUACCAUACAUCCUGCAAGAUUUUGCUGGCGCCUAAAAAACAGUAUCAA